GAGUCUGGAGACGACUUUCAGAGAUGGCACCUCGCAAGGGGAAGGAAAAGAAGGAAGAACAAGUCAUCAGCCUUGGGCCUCAAGUGGCUGAAGGAGAGAAUGUAUUUGGUGUCUGCCACAUUUUUGCGUCCUUCAAUGACACCUUUGUCCAUGUUACUGAUCUUUCUGGCAAGGAAACCAUCUGCCGGGUGAUGGGUGGAAUGAAGGUCAAGGCUGACAGAGACGAGUCCUCUCCUUAUGCAGCCAUGUUGGCUGCCCAGGAUGUGGCCCAGAGGUGCAAGGAGCUGGGCAUCACUGCCUUGCACAUCAAACUCCGCGCCACAGGAGGAAACAGGACCAAGACCCCUGGACCUGGAGCCCAGUCAGCCCUCAGAGCUCUUGCUCACUCAGGGAUGAAGAUUGGGUGGAUUGAGGAUGUCACCCCCAUUCCCUCUGACAGCACCCGAAGGAAGGGGGGUCGUCGUGGUCGCCGUCUGUGA
Molecule: messenger RNA, 479 nt
Organism: Arvicola amphibius (Eurasian water vole)
Lineage: Eukaryota; Metazoa; Chordata; Mammalia; Rodentia; Cricetidae
Product: 40S ribosomal protein S14-like
Exons: 1
Coding region: 24-479 (151 amino acids)
Biological process (GO): ribosomal small subunit assembly; translation; maturation of SSU-rRNA from tricistronic rRNA transcript (SSU-rRNA, 5.8S rRNA, LSU-rRNA)
Cellular component (GO): ribosome; cytosolic small ribosomal subunit
Molecular function (GO): mRNA 5'-UTR binding; structural constituent of ribosome; small ribosomal subunit rRNA binding
Source: RefSeq, a predicted model, not a curated record